Molecule: messenger RNA, 1407 nt
Organism: Cucurbita maxima (winter squash)
Lineage: Eukaryota; Viridiplantae; Streptophyta; Magnoliopsida; Cucurbitales; Cucurbitaceae
Exons: 5
Coding region: 55-1224 (389 amino acids)
Source: RefSeq, a predicted model, not a curated record
CCUAAAAAUGCGCUGAAUCAAUCUUUCUUCUUCAAGAUCUCGAGCUUUUCAUCCAUGGCGAAAGUCAUCAAUCCUUCUUCGCGCUACAGUUCGUACGAUGUGCGGUCUUCCAAUUCCUCGCAUUUCUCCGAUCCUUCUUCUUCCUCUGAGUUCAAGCUCAAGUCUCCUAUGAAGGCGGAUUCGUCGUCUUCGCGCACUAUUGUUAAGAGCAAGGCGGUUGAUCUGGCUAGGGCUAAGACGAAGCCGUUGGAUCAGAAUUUGACGGCGAUGGUGAAGAAAUUCAUGGAGAAGCGAUCUGGUUUGAAGCCGAAGACGGUGAAGCAUGCGACUGGGUUGGUGAUUCCGUCGGAUUUGAUUGCGGAGGAUCUGAAGAAGACGGCGAGGAAGGGAACGAACUUCGGUGGGCUGCAUAAGAAGCUGUUUGGGAAGGGAAUGGUGGAGAAGAAGGAGAAGGAGGUGAAGGCGUUGACUGAGGUGAAAGGGAAUACAAGGACAUUGGCGAUGGUGCUGAGGAGUGAAAGAGAGCUUUUGAGUUUGAAUAAGGAACAAGAACUGGAGAUCACCGAGCUCAAAUUAGUCCUAGAGGAGAAGUAUGGAGAGAUUGAGAAGUUGAAAGAUUUAUGUUUGAAGCAAAGAGAAGAAAUAAAGUCACUGAAGAAUGCAAUAUUGUUCCCAGAUGUUAUGAACUCUCAGCUUCAAGGCAUCCUAGAAAAGCAGGACUCAGAGUUGAAGCAAGCCAAACAAAUCAUCCCCACUCUACAAAAGCAGGUCACUACUCUCACUGGCCAGCUUUAUUCCCUUGCAGAGGACCUUGCCGAGGUGAAGGCGGAUAAGUAUUCAGGAAAGGGCUGGUUACAAGGUAGCAGUUCCCCUCACACACCAACAUAUGAUCACGAGGAUGCUUCUAACCCUUUAGAGUUCAGUGCCUGUGAUCCAACGUCCCCUAGCCGUCCAGAUGACUAUUUGCUGAAGGAUGUGAAUCCCUGUCUAACACCCUAUUAUGCAACUAAAUCCAAGGACUUUGAGGCAAUGGGAUAUGAUUCUCCGCGAGAUGAAAUUUUAUCCCAUAACAGAAUGGAAUCUGAUUUUACAUCAUGUUCCAGGAAAUUGUCCAAAAGUUCUGAUUGCAGACAGAAUUCCAACAAAGCAAAGACUACAAAAACAGCUCGAAGAUCCGACGAGGCCAAGUACACGUAUGGAAAGCCUAUGCAUAAAUUUUACUGAACCUCAUUUUUUUUCCAGUUGUAGUUCACAUUCUUCAUCCUUCUACAUAAUUUUUUUGCCAUCGCCUACUAUCACUGUAUGAACCAAUAGAGCUUUAGGGGGAGUAAUACCAUUGUGUACAUGCUACAUUUGAAAAGCUCAUCAAUAAUCGUAAAUGGUUCUCGUUCUUUGAGAAUGUUACUA